Molecule: messenger RNA, 1044 nt
Organism: Alnus glutinosa
Lineage: Eukaryota; Viridiplantae; Streptophyta; Magnoliopsida; Fagales; Betulaceae
Exons: 1
Coding region: 468-854 (128 amino acids)
Source: RefSeq, a predicted model, not a curated record
UUUUUCUUCUUGGGCUUUGCUGCUUAAAACAUUCCCCCCACUUCCUCCUCUCCUCACUCUCUCGCUCUCUCUCUCUCUCUCUCUCUCUCCAUAUUUUUACCACAUCAAAUCAAGUAGAUCCUUCUUCCUCUUGGAAAACUUGAGCUUGAAGUAAAAAAAUAAAACUAUAAAUCUCUAGAGGUCUUUUCUACAGCUUUUGAGCACCGAUCACAAAACUUUCUCUCAUUUUCUUUCUCUUUCCAUGAACUACCCCUACUGUUUCUUGUCUCUCUUGUAAACACACAAAACCCUGAAAAAUUUUCCAUCUUCGAUCAGGAUCUAAUAUUUAAUCCUCGUCGAAUUCAUUGUUUCCAAACAAACCCAGCUUCUAAUUUUUUCACUUUUCCCUACUUUCCAAAGAAACUCUCGAGCCCAACUCCCUUAAACCUCUCAAAAACCCAAAAGAUUUUUGUAAGCGACACACUCACAUGUCUACUCCAAUAGACCAACAGCCACCGCCGCUGGCGGUGACCCAGCAAGCCUACACGGCCCACUCGGGCCGCGGGUCGGUGGGGCCCGUGAUCGCCGUACUUGCAGUGAUAACCAUUCUCGGAGUCAUAGCCGGCAUGAUCGGCCGGCUUUGCUCCGGUCGCCGCAUCAUGGGUCAUGGACAGUACGACUUCGAGAGCUGGGUCGAGAGGAAGUGCUCGUCGUGCCUCGACGGCAGAGUCGGCCCUCCGCCGCCGCGUCCGCCGCCGGCAACCGCCUCGGCUGAGCCUGAGAUGGUGGAGGUCCAACAAGAGAUAAAGGAAGAAGAGGAAGCUCAUGAAAAUACACACGGACAAGGGCAUGGGCAUGGACAUGGCGAAUCUUGACAAGAGAUUAUGGUUAUUCUCUAUCUCUCUCAUUGUAUGUCAAAUGGGUUCUUUUAAUAACUUUAGUUUUAUCUCUUUUUUUCUUUUUUUAAUUUUAAUUUUAAUUUUAUGGGGCAUGCAACAUCAUAGAAUGUUCAUUAUGAUCAACCUGAGAACAUUAUGAGAUUGGUGAUUUUUUUUUUUUUUUUUA